CUUCAUGUAUUAAGUGUGUGCCGCAAGUGUUAUAAUAAAACUGUUUUCAAAGUAAAUAUAAAUUAAGUUUUUAACUGUAUAUCGAGGCAAACAAACUCAUACAACGAAAAAUAUUUAUUUAUUAUAAGUAAAUUAAGUUAAACUAAUAAUAAUAAUAAUACUAAAUAAUAAUCAGCAAAAAUGAGGUGUGAAUUACUAAUCAAUGUCUCUAUUUUUGAGUUGUUUUCAUCGGCCGCCAAUGAGUCUGAUAUUGUUGAAGAAGAGAAGGUGAAGAAUGAGACAAUAAUUAGUGGCAAUAAUAACAAGAAAUCACCGCAAAUAUCGACUGCAAAGUCCCGGUGGAAGGCUUUGGCCAGAAGUGCUUUUGUUCGUAACCUCCGAAAGACAGCUCAGACAACAAAUUCAGUCAAUAACGAGACCAAACAUAAUAGCCAUACGAAUGGUGUAAUUGUUGCCAAAAGUAAUCAUUUGAACGAAACUCAUCAAAACAGUGACAGUUCUUCUUCAGAGAAUGAAUGUGAAGAUAAAGACUACCAUUUGCUUGAAUUGUUAGCAUUGAAAUCAUUGCAAUUGUCAGCGCCGGCCAGUGAUAUCAUACUGAAGAAUAGGACAAAUAAUUGGGUGCAACUGUCGGGACACGAGGGCUCGUUUGCAUUGGCCGGUCCGGGAACUAUAUGGAAGAAAAGGUCGACCGAUGAUACAGAAGUCCGUGCAUAUGAGGCACUAAUGCAGGACUCGUAUAUGUGUGAAAUGGUACCAAAGUUCUUCCGCCACGUCUCCUAUAUGGGCGACUAUUUCAUCGAAAUCGAAGACCUGCUUUACGAGUACAAAGAUGCAGCCAUUAUGGACAUAAAGAUGGGAACUCGUACUUUCCUCGAGGAAGAGGUCAAAAACAGGAAACCCAGGAAUGAUCUGUACGAGAAAAUGAUAAAAAUCGAUGCAAACGCACCCACCGAUGAGGAGCACAGGCAGAGGGCUGUCACUAAAUUAACUUAUAUGAAGUUCAGGGAAGCUCUCAGCUCGUCAUCCAAUCUUGGCUUCAGAAUUGAAGGCUUUAAAGCCGGUGAAGACUUACAGCUAUGUAAAGACCUUAAGUUAGUGAAGCACAGGGAUGAAGUGAGAAACACAUUGAAAGCAUUUUUAAUGUCCAAAAGACAAGUCCGUCAUCAACUCAUCGAUAGACUCAAACAAUUGGCCGAUAAGUUUGAGAGCUCAGAGUUCUUUAGAUCUCAUGAAGUAAUUGGCAGUUCAUUACUCAUCAUUCAUAAUGGCAAGAGUGCCGGCGUUUGGAUGAUUGACUUCGCUAAGACCAUUGCGGUGCCCAAAGACAUCACUAUUGACCACAAGUCGCAGUGGGCUUUAGGCAAUCACGAGGACGGCUAUCUCUUUGGAUUAAACAAUCUGAUCGACAUUUUAGAAGAAUGUGCAGACGAUUAGCUGAUUUAUAAUUGUUUUAUUUAUAUGAUAAACACAUUUUUAUAUAAAAAUCACAUUUAAACCAAUUGUAAAUCGAGAGAGAGAGAGACAAAACACAUUUUCAAUUGCACUGUAAUUUUUGAUUGCUUUGUGCCAAAAAUAUUUCAUUAUAUCAAUUAUUUUGUAUAUAAUUUAUUUACAUUAAAUUUCAUUUGAAACAAAAAAUCAGUAAAUUAAAAAAUAAAAAUUUUAAA
Molecule: messenger RNA, 1670 nt
Organism: Oppia nitens
Lineage: Eukaryota; Metazoa; Arthropoda; Arachnida; Sarcoptiformes; Oppiidae
Gene: IP3K1
Product: inositol-trisphosphate 3-kinase homolog
Exons: 3
Coding region: 181-1437 (418 amino acids)
Biological process (GO): inositol phosphate biosynthetic process
Cellular component (GO): nucleus; cytoplasm
Molecular function (GO): inositol-1,4,5-trisphosphate 3-kinase activity; inositol tetrakisphosphate kinase activity
Source: RefSeq, a predicted model, not a curated record